CCGAGUUGCCGUGUAUGCCAAGUGCCGAAAAAUGCAAAAUGCUAUCGUGCGAUCACCUCGCAUAUAUUCGGAAGGAUCCGACCUUCGAAUUUCGAUCGAGACGCGAGGUCGGAAAUGGAGAUGAGGGGAAACUUUCUGAACUUUGCGUGGGCGGUGCAUUCCUUCCGUUGAAAGAUAUCUCAGUUUUGCCAGAUUUAUUUGUUUUUUUCUGCCACCACGCUUUCGUCAGAUAUCAGAAAGUUGGGAAUUGGAAGGAAGGAAGGCGCCAGUUAUUUUUUGACAUCUCAGGUUGUCUCCCGUUGCGAUGUUUCGUCCUCUUCUUUGAUUGAUUUGCGGAAGCAUUUAUGUUACAUUCGAUUACUUGUUUUGUGAUUUUUGACGCGGAGACGGUGCUUUUCUAGCUCAUCCGACCAGUCUGUUUCUGAUUCAGAAAUGGGUAAGCCUACAGCAAAAAAGAAGAAAAAAUCGUCAAGCAUCAAGUCUAAUGAUGAAAAUCCCAAGAGAAGUAGGUCUGCCUUGCACAACCCAAAGGCGUUUGAUGAGGACACGACAAUCUUUAUGGACAUGGCUAAUGAUAUGAAGGAAGAAGGAAAUAAGCUAUUUCAAAAAAGGGACUAUGAUGGUGCUUUGGUGAAGUAUGAGAAAGCCAUCAAGCUUCUUCCUAAGAACCAUGUAGACGUUGCUUACCUCCACAGCAAUUUAGCUGCUUGUUAUAUGCAGAUGGGGCCGGAGGAGUACCACAAAGCCAUCCAUGAAUGUAACUUGGCGCUCGAGGUCUCCCCAAAAUAUACGAAGGCCCUGCUGAAGAGGGCUAGGUGCUUUGAAGCCUUGAACAGGUUGGAAUUGGCGUACAAAGAUGUUGAUACUGUCUUGAGUUUGGAGCCAAACAAUCUCACGGCCUUGGAGGUCUCCGACAAAGUUAAGAAAGCAAUUGAAGUAAAAGGGAUCCAGUUGAACGAAAAGGAAGUCAUUUCUCCCACUGAGAUUACACCGCCCAGGCAGAAGCACAAAAAGAAGAAAAGCAACAAAACCGUAGAUAAGGUGGUUGUGGUGGAGAAGGCCCUUUUGGAGAAGCCUAUUUCAGUAGAACCUGUAGCAGAGAAGCCUAUUGUUGUUAAAGAAGAACCUUUGAAGACAGUGAAAUUAAUAUUUGGAGAGGAUAUAAGGUUUGCUCAGAUGCCUGGCAGCUGUAGCAUAUCACAGUUGAGAGAGAUUGUCCGGAACAGGUUUCCAAGCUUAAAGGCAGUUCUCAUCAAAUAUAAGGACAAGGAAGGUGAUUUAGUCACAAUAACUACAUCCGAGGAACUAAGGUGGGCAGAAGAGUCUGCAGAUCCACAAGGUUCACUUAGGCUUUAUGUCAAUGAAGUUAAACCAGAGCAUGAGCCUUUAUUUGAUGAUGGCAAUAAAAAUGGUGAAAUGAUAGUUUCUGAGAAAAACUUUAAUGGAGUUCACAGUAACGGGAGUUUAGGAAAUGCUGAGGAACAAGGUAAUUUGCUUAUGGAAUUUGCUCAGUUGUUUAAGAACCAUGUUGGUAUCGAUUCCGAUGCAUAUUUGGACCUUCAUCAGCUCGGAAUGAAACUCUACGCUGAAGCAAUAGAGGAUACUGUUACGAGUGAAGAAGCCAUGGAAGUCUUUGAAGUUGCUUUAGCGAAAUUUCAGGAGAUGGCAGCUCUGGCAUUGUUUAACUUGGGCAAUGUUCAUAUGUCUCGAGCAAGGAAGCGAUUAUUCUUAACUGAAAAUGAUUCAAAAGAUGCGGCAUUGGAAAAGGUCAAAUCUGCAUAUGAAUGGGCUAAGGGAGAGUACAAGAAAGCUGAAUCAAGUUAUGAAGAAGCUAUGAAGAUAAAACCAGACUUUUAUGAAGGUUUCCUUGGUCUUGCACUUCAGCAAUUUGAGCAAGCAAAACUCACUUGGUACUUUGCAGUUGGAAACAUGAUAGAUUUGGACAGCUGGCCUUCGAAAGAGGUAUUACUGCUUUUUAACAAUGCCGAGGACAAUAUGGAGAGGGGCACAGAGGUAUGGGAAGAGAUGGAGGAGCAGCGACGGAAGGAUAGGUUAAAACCCAACAAAGAGAAGGUGAUAUUGGAGAAAUUGGGCCUUGAACGAUUUUUCAAGCAAUUAUCAACUGAUGACAUGGCAGAGAUCUCCUCAAACAUGAGGUCUCAACUGAAUAUACACGGGGGCAGAAUUCUGUAUGAACGGUCAAUUGUGGAAUUCAAACUAAAACUUCCAACAUGGGAGGAAUGUUUGAUGGCUGCUAUUGAAAAAUUCAAGCUUGCAGGGGCCUCUUCAACAGAUGUUGCUGUUAUGAUAAAAAACCAUUGUGCCAAUGAAACCACCCUAGAAGGUCUGGGGUUCAAGAUUGAUGAGAUAGUUCAAGCUUGGAAUGAAAUGUAUGAAGCUAAAAGAUGGAUGAGUGCUGUUACAUCUUCGCGUUUAGAACCAUUAUUUCGGCGGAGGACUCCUAAAUUGCAUCACUCAUUGGAGCAUGCCUGAUGGAUUAAGCGCUCCAACUUGUAAGCAGGCUUCAGAAAAUAGCACACUGGGGUAUUGGUUUUUCUUGGCUUCAGGGUAUGAAGUGCAUCAUGAUAUAGAUAAUUGUGUUCUUUUUGGCUUAAUGUUCACACUUACUUUUAAAUUAAAAUAAAGAACAAGAGCAAUGGUUUUGUUCUCCAUUGUGUGGUAGAUGUGGGAAAUUACAAAAAUGUCCUAUUCUAUAAACUGAUAUGGCUACAUAUAUCAAUCUCCGUAUUGACAGUAACCUCAUGUCUUUGAUACACCAUAUUAAUACUCAAUUAUAUGUUUAUGC
Messenger RNA from Phalaenopsis equestris, 2806 nucleotides. RefSeq names its product HSP-interacting protein-like. The record is from RefSeq and is a predicted model, not a curated record. Gene Ontology annotation, molecular function: protein binding. Lineage: Eukaryota; Viridiplantae; Streptophyta; Magnoliopsida; Asparagales; Orchidaceae.